AUGGCCGAGCCAAUCCCCGAUAGCCUGCGACAGGCCGAUAUCACGAGAUUCAUCAAUCGCGCAAACCAGCUGCGCCAAUAUAAGCCGGUCAUCACCUACUGGUGCGAGUACUGGGUGGUUAAUCAGAUCCUUGCGAAGGGACUGCACAAUGUCGAUGAUGAGAGCCUCUCGUACACAACCAACUUGAUGGACCGUCUCGAACAGGUGCUGUACCAGACCAAAACCGAGAACGCUCAGGAAGAGGCCAUCACAGACGAUGCGGUCGGUCAGGCAUAUGUUGAGCAAUUCGCGCAGGAUGCUUUCGAGAGGGCAGAGAAGGUUCUCAGAGCAAACCGGGUCACAAGGCAAACCGCCGAUACGUACGAUGCGGCCGCGACUUUUCUCUUGCUGGGCAACAUUUGGGGUCCUGUGGAUGAGGAAACACAAAAGAAGGUCAAAUACGCAAAGUGGAACGCUGCUCGCAUACUCAAGGCUAUCAAGGAGGGAAAGGAUCCGAAUGAGUCGAACCCUAAGCAGGAGGAACCGGAGGAAGAUCUGCCUGCUUUAGAUCCCAACGACCCCGACGUCCGCGGUCUCACGUCCCCUCCCCCGAAGCCGGUUUCUGUCGAGGAUGACCCAGAGACCGAGUUUUACAAAAAGGCACCUACGCCGGCAGAGUCUAUACCGCCCGCUGCGCCGAGCGAACCCGUCCCCACCCAGUCUAAUAUCCUCGAUCUGCCCUCGGUCCCGACAGCAAACGACCUGAACCCUCCUACGCCCCAGAACCAGGGCUAUUUCGACCCUCCCGAACAGUUCCCGCCGUCACCUCUCAGUCAGACGGGCACAAGCGACGCGGCUCUCACGGGAAAUGCCGCAUCAGCACCGUCGCCCUAUGCUGCAUCCUCAACGGGUCCAUCUUUCAGUCCAUCCAAUGCAGCAUCGCCGUGGCAACCGCCUCAAAUGCCUCCUUCGAAUGUCACCAAAUCACCUCCGCCGCCAGCCCCCAAGCAGUUCAAGCCCCCGCCGAUCGCGCAACAGCCCAAAGUCCCCAUGUUUCCCGCCUCGCACAAUUCAUGGGCCCCGAGCAGUGCGCCGUCGGACGAGAUGGACUUGCCCAAGGCACAGAAGCACGCAAAGUGGGCGAUAUCUGCACUGAACUUUGAAGACGUACCGACGGCCGUCAAGGAGCUCCGCAACGCGCUUGCGGCGUUGGGUGCGCAGUAA
Molecule: messenger RNA, 1203 nt
Organism: Colletotrichum spaethianum
Lineage: Eukaryota; Fungi; Ascomycota; Sordariomycetes; Glomerellales; Glomerellaceae
Product: protein homolog of mammalian lyst-interacting protein 5
Exons: 4
Coding region: 1-1203 (400 amino acids)
Biological process (GO): late endosome to vacuole transport via multivesicular body sorting pathway
Cellular component (GO): multivesicular body
Source: RefSeq, a predicted model, not a curated record